This is a messenger RNA of Hibiscus syriacus, 956 nucleotides long. Its product is annotated as membrane-anchored ubiquitin-fold protein 3-like. Lineage: Eukaryota; Viridiplantae; Streptophyta; Magnoliopsida; Malvales; Malvaceae. The transcript has 4 exons. Gene Ontology annotation, molecular function: protein binding. Bases 278 to 634 code for a protein of 118 amino acids. The record is from RefSeq and is a predicted model, not a curated record.
GAAAAAUAAAGGAAAAGACAAAAUCAACUUGAAGAAAUCAUCUACUACAAUUAAUUCAGGUUUGAAUUUUGAUCCUUUUAUUUCUUCGUCUAAUUUUAUUCAUGAUUUUAGUUGAAUUUUCACUUUGGUUUUAAUUGUUGAAAAUUAGGCGGCGGGAUGUUACGGGGUUUGAUUUGAUUUGAUGAAUUGAGAGGGCGGUCACCGGUUAGUCGAUUGGUGGGAAAAUUGUAACGCGUGGAAGCAGGUGGUUGGUAGGUAGGCGGUGAAGUGAACGAAGAUGCCGGAGGAGGAUUUGGUGGAUGUAAAAUUCAGGCUUUAUGACGGGUCUGAUAUCGGGCCGUUUCGGUACUCCGCCACAUCCACAGUGGAUAUGCUUAAGCAAAGAAUUGUCUCUGAUUGGCCCAAAGGUAAGACAGUUAUUCCAAAGGCAGUGAAUGAAGUCAAACUGAUAAGCUCUGGUAAAAUUUUGGAGAACGACAAGACUGUUGGUCAAUGUAAAGUACCCUUUGCCGAUGCUACAGGCGGGGUUAUCAUAAUGCAUGUUGUAGUUCAGCCAUCGCUUGCAAAAACUAAAACAGAAAAGAAGGUUGAUGAUUCACCCAGAAAGAUUGUAUGCUCCUGUUCCAUUUUAUAAAACCAAACAUGUAGAGUUGGAACUUCGUUUGUGCUGGUAACGAUGUUUAAACCGCCUUUGAGAAUCCGGUGUGUUUUCGUUGCAAAGUCCAUAUUUUUCCAAGCUCUUAACAGAGUGCUGAAGAUGUGCAUUUUUCUUUACUUUCGGUUACUUUAAUUCUAUUUAUGAUUGUUUCCAAAUACUUGCUUGAAUCGUUUGUAAAGUUGUAUAGGCUACUCCAUGUAAACACAAUCUGCGCACCAAAUUGCAAGGAGAAAUGCCUUCGUAUAAAUGCUUUCAGUUACUAACAGUUUGUUUAAAUGCUACCUCCUACUAUCUCUGU